CAGUUUCAAAGAGAGGAUGACGCCCCGAGAUUUUUUUCGGGCCGGGAUAGUGUAGAUGCUGGUGUGGGUCUGUUAAACAGUAAUUCAAACACAUCUGCUGACGAAUCAUUGGCUGCGCUCGAGCGACGUGUGGCAGAAGCUUGCUCGCUUGUCGAAAGAACGUUGAAAGAAAGACAAGAAAGAGAGGAAACGAUGAAAGAAACUGAGCAGAAAAGAAAAGAGGAGCGGGCAAGGAAAGAAAAACAGGCACGUGAAAAAAAAGAAAGGGAAGCAAGGGAAGCAAGAGAAACGGAGCGCAGGAAUGAAAGAGUUGAAGGGAACGCGACGAGUGGUGGACGAGAAACACCUUCGCAAAACUCGGUUGGUGCUGAGGUUAGACAAUGGCUUUGUGAACAUUACCAGCGACUCUGCCGUGUUAAGUUCCCAUGCUGCGGAAGGUUCUUUCCUUGUCAUCGCUGCCACAACAACUCUGGGUGUCCAAAUGACAACUCCAAAGCAAGAGAGGCGUGUUAUGUCGAGUGCUCUAUUUGUAACCAUCAACAAGAGAUCAACCAGGACGCCCACACUUGUGCCAGAUGCAAAACAAAGUUCUCAGCAUAUUUCUGCUCUGUAUGCAAACACUUCACGGGCGAGGAUAAAGCUCCUUAUCACUGCACAAAAUGUGGUAUCUGCCGCAUCUACAAGGACCGCUCCUUCCACUGUGAUGUUUGUAACGUCUGUCUGGACAAAAGGCUGGAAGGCAGACAUUCUUGCCGAGAAAAUUCCGGACAUGAUGAGUGCUGCAUCUGUUUGGAGGACGCUUUCAGCGGUUGUCAGAUCCUGCCAUGCUCACACAAGGUUCAUCGAGAGUGUGCUAUUGCUAUGAUACAGAACGGCGUGUAAGUGUGCAUGGAAUGUCGUGAUAUCUACUUUUGCUAAUGAACUUACAGAUGGGGGAAUGCUCCACUGCUGCGCUGAAAAUUUGUCGAUAUUCAUGUAAUACUGUACUGGGUGUGUGUGGACCUGCUCAAGCUAUGAGUGCGCAAGGAGUAGUUUUCAGUUACAUGUAAAACGAAAGACCUCCAUUUCCUCAUUUGGAUCGAGUGAGUAAGAGUGAUACAUUUACGAACAGCGAUUGUCCUUUUCGACUAAAAUAACUUCCGAAAAGUUAGCAAACCACAUUAAGAAUCC
Messenger RNA from Stylophora pistillata, 1170 nucleotides. RefSeq lists its product as uncharacterized. Gene Ontology annotation, cellular component: nucleus. The record is from RefSeq and is a predicted model, not a curated record. Gene Ontology annotation, biological process: protein ubiquitination; ubiquitin-dependent protein catabolic process. Gene Ontology annotation, molecular function: protein binding; zinc ion binding; ubiquitin protein ligase activity. NCBI's taxonomy places the organism in Eukaryota, Metazoa, Cnidaria, Anthozoa, Scleractinia, Pocilloporidae.